AAUCCGUCUCCUGUAGAUCCGAAAGAAUCGGAGGGGGCAAUCUGUAACACUGGGCACAUUGACGCUCGUAGCUCUAACGCGAGGUAUCAGAUCCACGAAACCCUAACCCUGGCCUCUUCAAAAGCCUCUCUCUCUCAGAUUCAAAGCUCCAAACCAAACCCUAACCCUAACCCUAAUCUCACUGAUCGCAGAGAAAGAUGAGCUCUCUGAUCUAUCGAUCCGCGUCUAGGGCCGCGAGGUCUGCUCUCUCGGCUUCCAGGGCCUCGCCUUUCUUCUUCGAAGGACGAGCUGUUGCAGCAGCAGCAACAACUGCAUUCAGAGGAAAGUUUUCAUCUUUAUCUUCAUUCUACGAGAAAGCUAACAGCAAGAGUGCCUCGCAGGGAUGGAUUGCUGGUGCUUUGUCUCUGCUGCAAGUUUCUUACAUGCUUCAAGACCAGGAGGCACAUGCAGCAGAGCUAGAACGCACUUUUAUUGCAAUAAAGCCAGAUGGAGUUCAAAGAGGACUGAUUGCUGAGAUAGUCUCUCGUUUCGAACGCAAAGGUUACAAACUUGUUGCCAUUAAAUUGGUAGUUCCUUCCAAGGAAUUUGCUCAGAAACACUACCAUGAUCUCAAGGAAAGGCCUUUCUUUAACGGCCUUUGUGACUUUCUGAGCUCUGGUCCUGUGCUUGCUAUGGUGUGGGAAGGGGAAGGUGUUAUAAAAUACGGUCGAAAACUUAUUGGUGCCACUGAUCCCCAGAAAUCUGAGCCUGGAACUAUUCGUGGAGACCUAGCUGUUGUUGUUGGAAGAAACAUCAUUCACGGAAGCGAUGGGCCUGAAACCGCCAAGGAUGAAAUUUCCUUAUGGUUCGAGCCUACUGACUUGGUCUCUUAUACCAGCAAUGCUGAGAAAUGGAUCUACGGCGUCAACUAAAAUAAUCCAGUGUUAAUUUCCCCCUUGAUGGAGUGUUAAUCGCCCACUGGAGCGUUCUUGUUGAUCCACAAUUUUCUAUUAAUAUCGGAUAAGAGUUGUCGAGCUCAGACAUGCCUGCAGUUAAAUAAGCUGUGUUCCCUGAAUAAAACUUUUUUUCCUUUUUUCGAUGGUUUUCUUAAGAAUGUAAAGAGGAGCAUGUAACUUGUGUCCAGAAUAAGCAAAAUCUCAAAUAUAAUUUUGACAGUUUUGUUAGUUA
Molecule: messenger RNA, 1167 nt
Organism: Asparagus officinalis (garden asparagus)
Lineage: Eukaryota; Viridiplantae; Streptophyta; Magnoliopsida; Asparagales; Asparagaceae
Product: nucleoside diphosphate kinase 3-like
Exons: 7
Coding region: 198-911 (237 amino acids)
Biological process (GO): CTP biosynthetic process; UTP biosynthetic process; GTP biosynthetic process
Molecular function (GO): nucleoside diphosphate kinase activity
Source: RefSeq, a predicted model, not a curated record